CCUGCAGGCGGAAUUCUCCACGAGUUUUGAGCAGCCUCGGUUUUCCCACCACCUCCAAAUCAUGCAAGACACAGGGUAAGAGCAGACAAGGUGGCUGUGGCCGAUGUCUACCCUCUCGAGGCGUCCUUUCUCUUCCCUCCUCCUUGAGGCAGGGAGACCAUGGGGAUGCAACCUGGCUGGGGCGGGGAGGAAGUGCAGGGCCUGACCACGGGCAGGGGACAGCGACAGCCUGGGCCGGGGCAGGUGAGCGCGGCGCAGGCUCGGGCCCGGCAUGUCCGCGGUGCUCGCGAGAGGCCAGCAGAGGGCGCCAGAGAGCCAGGAGCGGCCCGCGGAGGAGCCCGCGCCGGCCCCGAUGCCCCGCUCCGCGCCGCGCGGACGCACCGAGCCCGCGCUCAGACGCCCCAGCUCCGCCGAGAGGCCGCUCGUGCCGGGUGCUUCCUCUUCCCCAAGUGCAGGUAGAGCCCCCGGAGCCAUGGCCAGCCCUUCCGGCAGCUCCGAAGCCACGGGCAAGCCCCGAGGCAGGGAUGGCCGGCCCAGGAGGGAGGAGGACGAUGUCCCUCCCGAGGAGAAGAGGCUGCGGCUGGGGCUGGAGGGGGGAAGCGCACAGCCCGAGGACGGGGAGGACGCCCCGCGGCCAGGCAGGGAGGAGACCGGCACCCAGACAGGUGGCGACGGCAGAGGACCUCUGCCUCAGUCUCCUCUUCUGGAAAGUGGGAUUGGAAACCACAUCUGCUUCUCUCCCAGGACUUCUAGGAAGACAAGAUUAGAUGGCAGCAAGGUGCACAGGCCGACUGAGCUGGGAGAGUCCGCGGUGUUAGCCUCCCCCACGCUUCCUUCCCUCCCCAUUCCUGGUGUGCUGUACUUUGUCUUGAUUUCCUGCACUCUGCACCAAGCCAGGAGAUGGUCUGUUUUUCCCCUGAAUUGUAAACUCCUUGAUGUCUGGGUCAUCUCAGCUCGUGAGCUGAGCUUUUAGUGGGUGCUCAGUGGAACAGGUGCUGAAUGGAGUCAGGCUCUAGGGAGGCCCGCGUGUGUUGGAAGGAAAAUACAUGUACAGUCAACUUCCUUGAGGGUUCUUUCUUUUGCAUCAGGAUAUCUCAAACUCCUGCCCUUACAACACCUGUAAGAGAAUCAUCUGGGAUGCUUGCUCACUCUGCAUACAGACCCUUUAGAGUCAGAAUCAGAAUCAGAAUUCCUGGGGCUGGAACCACAAAAUGAAAUGACAGUUCAACAAGUUUGUCAUCACUUAAGAGAGAAUAG
Rhinopithecus roxellana (golden snub-nosed monkey) is the source of this 1257-nucleotide messenger RNA. RefSeq names its product translation initiation factor IF-2. The coding region runs from base 272 to 973 and encodes 233 amino acids. The transcript has 5 exons. The record is from RefSeq and is a predicted model, not a curated record. NCBI's taxonomy places the organism in Eukaryota, Metazoa, Chordata, Mammalia, Primates, Cercopithecidae.